This is a messenger RNA of Rhodamnia argentea, 1120 nucleotides long. Its product is annotated as MDIS1-interacting receptor like kinase 2-like. The transcript has 2 exons. Gene Ontology annotation, biological process: protein phosphorylation. The record is from RefSeq and is a predicted model, not a curated record. Gene Ontology annotation, molecular function: ATP binding; protein kinase activity. Lineage: Eukaryota; Viridiplantae; Streptophyta; Magnoliopsida; Myrtales; Myrtaceae. The coding region runs from base 1 to 726 and encodes 241 amino acids.
AUGGUAGCGUCUACGGAGCUAGAUGGCCUAAUGGGAGUGGUGGCACUGAAGAAACUUUUUCGUCUCAAAGCAGAGGACCUGUCCUUCGGCAAGAGCUUUCGGAAUGAAGUGAAAUGCUUGACGGAAAUAAGGCAUAGGAGCAUACUCAAGCUCCAUGGUUUCUGCUUAGAUAGGCGGUGCAUGUUCUUGAUUUACGAAUACAUGGAAAAUGGGACUCUUUCCCGUGCUCUGAGAGAUGACGUCAAAGCAGUGGAAUUCGAUUGGUCCAAAAGAGUCAAUCUCGUCCGGGAUACCAAACACGUUUUGUCUUACAUGCACCAUGACUACUCUCGACCAAUCGUUCAUCAAGACAUAUCGAGCAACAACAUCUUACUCAAUGGCAAGAUGCAGGCUUUCGAUUUUGGCACCGCAAGACUUCUGGAUCAUGAUUCCUCAUCUAACUUCACUGCAAAUAUCCCCGGCACCUAUAGAUGUAUUGCACCAGAGCUCGCAUAUACUUUGGUCGUUAAUGAAAAAUGCGGCGUAUAUAGCUUUGGAGUGGUAGCAAUGGAAACAAUGAUGGGCGAGCAUCCAGGAGAUAACUGUAUCUACGUUGCUGACAUCCCUUGGGGAAGAUAUCAUGCUGUAUACAAUCAUAGACCCGCGGUUGCCUUUUUCAAGAGAGAACUCUGUCGGAAGAAUUAUUGUUCCGAUAGUUUCUCUGGCGCUCGCUUGCUUGAGUGCUAACCCAAAGUCCCGACCAACUAUGAAGCAAGUCUCGGAAGCUUUUCUAGCUCGAAAGUCACCAUUGGCGAAGCCCUUUCAUAAGAUCUCAAUGGCUCAGCUCCGCGAUAAUAACAGAUCAUGGUUGGAAGGUGGAUCGACAGAAGCUUCAUCGGGAUUAAGCGAUGAGUAAGGGUCAUUGAGUGUUUGUCCAGUAAAGAGAUAGAUUUGAUACAAUGAAGCUGCAAUUUGGUGAAAGUGAUUGAGAUUAUAGAAGUGUAUGGGCUUCUGCAAAUUAUUUAGGUCGUGUUAAACAUUUUCCUGGACUAUGCUAGAGUAGUGAGAAGCAGUAUCCAUAGGACAACCGUUUAUUUUUCUUAUUUUCAGUAAGAUUGUAAUGCCUGAUCUAUGAACUUAA